AAUGCCAAUGUGGGAGAAAAUUAUUUAUAGAGAAUAAGAAAAAAUUUGAGAAAAUUACACUCUAAGACAAUUUACAAGUUUCUAUUAACAUUUUGGGUCACUUUCAGCUAUUAGGGCAGUUUCUUCUAACAAACUCUCUUUUCUCCACUUGUUUCUAACUAAUUUAGUCCAUCUCUAACUACUAGUCAAAAAGACCCAACAAUUAGAAGGACGGGAACCGCUCACCACCGCACAUCUUCCUCACCAUCAGACGACCCAUAAGGUUUCUGCCAUAUAUGACAAGACAGAUAUCUGUCAAAAUUUUCAACCUUUAGAUUAACAAUUUGACUUUUCAUUUGUGCGGUCCAGAUUUUACCAAAUUUCCCACAUCUUCAUCUUCCUCGUUUUCUUUCUAUUUUUCUUUUUUGAGGAAGAACAGUCUCACCACAAUCAGCACUUUUGUAUCUAUUUGGCCACAAAUAUCAACUUCUAAACUCGUGGUUAGUUUAAAAAAUUUCAUUAACAAAUUAAUCCAUGUUAACGUUUAGGUUAAGUAAUUUUUUACUCUUGCAGGGUCCACCAUGUCGACUCACUGCAUGGUAAUACCUGGCGCCUGGUCUUCCGGCGACGGUGGUUGGAACUUCGCCAUCGAUAAGGACAAGAUGUCCAGGAUUGUCCCUGUACGCGCUGGUAUGACAUUGUCAGAGUUAGAAUCCAACGUUACGAAUGAGUUCUUUACUUCAACGGAGACCGCGUAUCUCCCUAUAUUGAGUUACUGGCCUCCUAACACGAAAGAGCUUGUCACCGGACUAACAACACCGCCAGUUAUUAUGACAAACGACGGUUCUCUUCGCUUUUUCUUUCUCCACCUGGAUGCUCACCUAGGAAUGAAUUUGUUUGUCACCUUCCAAGCCAAACCCGUCACCCAGCCAGCUAGUCAAGUGGAUGAGAAUCCCUUACCCUUUACCACACCAAAUCAACCUAUAAAACACGACCUCAACCAGUUUCGACCCCCUUCUACAGCCUCAUCCAAAAUCCCUUCAUUCUCUCUUUUUGGAGAUGAUGACCUCCUACACGAUCCCCCACCUCGUGUUCCUGUUGAUGCCAGUAACUCCCUACAUUCUCCUUCUACCUUCCCCUCUUCUCCAAAAGGCCCCAAAAUAACCCGAUUUUCCCUUCAUGAAGAAACUCUUUCUUGCGGAGAUGAGAUGCUUGAACAAAUGUUCAAGGAAGACCCCGACAACAUCCCUGACAGUUGGGUACUUGAUGACGACGAGGAGACUGCCUCAGAAAGCUCUCAACCUCAAGACACUGAUGGAGUCCCGCCUGCUGGAUAUGACCAUGAUUUUUGGCAUCUUUUGUUAGAGGAACACCUUGGCGGGUCUGAUGCAGUUCAAGUUAUGGCUGGGAUAAAAGUUCCAAAAACAGCCCCCCCCCAACGCCUUCCGUCAUCCACUGUACGACUGGAAACGGCAAUGCCUUCGAUCAUACAGUCCGUUUAUCGGGCGAAGAUCCAACUGACUGGAAGAAAGAUCUUGAUUUUCUCGGUGUACAUCAGAGGGAACGUACGGGUGGACAAUCAUCCCGUACAUCGACAGAUACUCCACAACCCGACUCGUCCACGCGUACACCUAAUCCGAUGUCCCAUGGUUCUACAUCCCAGGCCCCCCCACUCCCCCAGUUCGCGAGACGCGGCCCCUAUCUGAGAUUAGCGACGAGGAAUUCGACGUCCCCCCUAUGUUAGAUGAUAUCGCAUACCAGGCUGAUGAUGUCCCUGACCUCAAUUUUGACGACCCUGACGGCGAACCAACUGUGGGGAAGCUAUAUGCGUCCAAGCAAGACUGUCAAAUUGCAUGUGCUAUUUACGCAAUAAAGAAACGUUUUCACUUUAGGCAAACCCGCACCACAAGGCAUUCAUUUGUUCUUAGCUGCCAUGAUACUCACUGUGAUUGGAGGAUCUUAGCACAAGAACUCACCAAUUGUGGUUACUACACUAUCAAAAAGGCUAACCUUGUACACAUCUGCCCCUUCGACACACGUGACCUUUACAAAAGAAGAGCCACCUCAAAAGUCAUCGCUCAUGUUUACCGUUCCCGAUUUGGUGAACCAACCCUUGGUCCCAAAUCAGCCCAGCUGCAACAGAUGGUCUUGGAAGAUCUUCGAGUCUCUGCCUCAUACAUGAAAUGCAACAGGGCUAAGGGAAAAGCAACUGAAUCCAUCACGGGCAACGCUGAGGAUUCCUAUCUGGAGCUCGCCUCAUACUUUGAGAGACUGAAAGCCACUAACCCAGGUACCGUAACUGCCAUCGAAGCAGAAUUAGAUGAUUUCGGCCAGACUCGUUUUCUUUAUGCCUUCCUCUCUUUCGGAGCGUCCAUUCGGGGUUUCCGUCGUGUACGCCCUGUCCUCAUUGUCGACGGUACACAUCUAUCCGGAAAAUACAAGGGGGUCUUACUCACGGCCAGCGGGCAAGAUGCCAACUUCUAGGUAUCUCCUUCUGCUUUCUGUAUCGGAAAAAUUACCAUGGCUUCGCGGCCGUGUACAAGUUAAAUCCCUUUUGUUCACGUGUACCCUUUUCCUGUACGUGUACACGUUCUAUUUAUACCAGAACAUGUACAUUUAUUAACACUUUAUUUUCAUCACGUUUCCAGGUUUUUCCUUUGGCUUACGCCGUCGUUGAUGGGGAGACUGACGAAUCAUGGCACUGGUUCCUAGCAAAAGUUGAAAGGAUUAUUGCGGAUUCCAACGCUCUCACUAUCAUAUCAGAUCGCAACAACUCCCUCCUCAAAGCUAAGCAGAUCGUAUUCCCAAAGGCACACCACGGGGCCUGCAUUGUUCACAUCAUGCGGAAUGUUGUCUCAUGAUUCAAAAACAAGGGUCUGGCCAAAAUGGUGUGCGCCGCAGCUUUCUCUUACAGACGCAAAGAUUUCAAUGACAACUUCGGCAAAAUUAGACAAGCUAGUGCAGCGUGCACAAAAUACCUCGAAGACAUUGGGACUGCUAAAUGGAGCAGAAAAUAUUUCCCAGGGAACCGAUACAACCUCCUCACUAGCAACGUUGCCGAACAACUCAAUAAUGCACUAUCCAAGUCGAGGGCUUCACCUGUUGUUGAGUUGUUCAUGUUCAUCCAAAGGAUGUUGACUCGUUGGUUUUCAGCUAGGAGAACCAAAUCAGCAAAACACAGGGGGGCUGUAACACCGGAGGUUGAGGAUGUAAUGCAGACACACAUUAGGCUAACUAAAGGCAGCAAAAUCUCAAAUAUUACUAGUUGGAGCUAUCAAGUCAAAGGUGUUUUUGGUCACACCAACACUGUUUCUCUCGAGAACAAAGUUUGCACAUGCCAAGUAUUCCAACACCUUAAAAUCCCUUGCGGACAUGCUCUGUUGGCCGCUGAUUCCAUCGGUUAUCCACAUUCCCAACUUUUUGGAGACUGCUACAAAACACAAACAUGGAAAGAAACAUAUGCCGGCGUCAUUUACCCCGAGGCUCUUCUAGGGGAUCACCCUCUGCCUCCAGCUAUUGAACGCCUCUCCCUACAGCCUCCCAAGACCCGUUGCCCCUCUGGGCGUCCUAAGGACAAACGCUACCCUUCCACAGGAGAAAUACAGGUUACCAAACUCAUACAUUUUUCUUUUCAUCGUUUCAACACAACACCCCACUGAAUUGAAAUUCGUAAUCUCAUCUCCUCAGGUUCCAAAGAAAACCAAACUCAACAGAUGUGGUCGGUGUGGUGUCUCUGGCCACAACAGGACCAAUUGCAAGGUCCCCAUAUAACCGGGGUGAAUUCUAUAUCCACAAGGUUUCGCUUUUGGAUAGCGCCUUCACCUUUCAUCAGUUCACUUCUCAGUUGUUUUUGGAUUUUUUGGUUUUGUUGCAUGUCUAAACAUUAAUGAACAUGUAUGAGCUGUUCUGAAGACGCUUUAACUAUUUUUGGAUUUUUGGAUUUUGUUGCAUGUCUACACCCCAACAGUUUGCUACAACGAUAAGCUCGGGAUAAAUUUUAAACAACCGUCUGCGUGUACACAUGUACACGUCCAUACAUACUUACACGCACAACUACAUCCUCUGUCAGUUCGUACAUUAAUUUUACUUUCAGUACACGUUUACAAGUUAUAGUGUUCACACUAACGUCAAACGGUUCCUCCCACGCAUCCACAUACAGAAGCGCUUGUGUACAUGUGUACCUCCGACGUAAACAUGUACACGUUUGUUGUUCCCAGCUCGUACGUACAACUGUACACCUCAGGUGUCCCUAACUAGCACAAAUACAUCCUACGCCUACCACAAACGUCGCAGAGUUUAAUACAUUAAAUUUACUUCAAGUACACGUUUACAAGUUAUAGUGUUCACACUAAGGCCAAACGGUUCCACAUACGGGGACGCUGUUGUACAUGCGUACGUACGCUAGGUGUACAUCUCAUACUACAGGUGUACAUUUGUUCACUCGUGUUUUAGGGCGCCCUAAAUGUACAGUCUUUAACAUACUUACUCAAUCUAAAUGUAUACUGUAGGUGUACAGGUGUACACUCGUUUUCCAUACAGCCCCAAAUGUACAUUCUUUACCAUACAGCCCCAAAUGUAUACCAACUUGAAUCGUGUACAUACGCCAGGUGUACAUCGCAUACUACAAGUGUACAUGUAUGCACUUGUUUUUCAUAAAGCCCCUAAUGUACAUUCUUUAACAUACAUUAUUACGGAAUCUAAAUGUAUCACAACUUGUUCGCAUUCGACAACCAAAAGAACAACAAUAACUACAUAAAUAAGAUUUGUUUUCCUAAACGUCCAACCAUAGCCGAUAAUACAAAAAACUUGCUGACAUAACAUGUUUUGCAACACUGAGAGCCGAUAGUAAAUUAAACAUCCUGACAACACAACAAGGGCCCUGACCAAAAAAAACCUCCAACCCUUUCUGCAAUGUCACAACAAAAUAAACCUUCCCUCCGGAAUCAUCACAAGUACAAAGGCACUACCCAGUCUUUAUAAAUCUCCAUCGCAUACUGUUUCCGGAAUAUGUCCACCAGAUCAUCGGUAAGCCCAGCCAUCGUUGGUUCCUCAUUGCCCGUCGCGUGCAUUUCCAGGAACUUAAUGGCCAAAGGCCCACAGUCCCCGCUGCACCGGUUUUCAUACAAACCAACUACCCUCUCAACAUGGAAGGGCACAAGCGCAUGUUCUCCAACCGCUUGCGGUGGACACACUUUCUUCGCAAGGUAAGGAAGGAUUCCCGCCACAGGUUCCAUCAGCAAAGCCACUUGGUCCUCACUCUUCAAACGGGGGUUCGGAUCAAAUACCAAUAUAUCCCACGUCGCAAGUCGUAUGCAAAGCCCCACCCAAUGAUCCCCUCCCCCAAAUCAUUGGGGCGUACAGCGUGUCCACGUCAACCCCCCACUUCUUCCCCUCUCUUGUAAGGAACUUCGUUAGCUUGACAUCAGUUGCUAUACGGGUUUUGCGUCUCGCCGCUUUGAAUGACCUCUCCUUCACUUGCAAGUGUGCUGAAAACCAUGGCGCAACCAACAUCGCCCGGUUUCCUCUUAAGGCCUCUCCAUGCAAUCUCCCAACGUAAUCCGCCAGCACAUCCAUAUGCUAACCAAAGCAAACAUUAUUUACAACCAUCAAACCCAACAAACAGAGUUAAUACUACCACUAAACACAAAGUCAACGGAAACAAACUUACCGUGCUACUAACCCAUUUGCAAGGCGUAGCCAGAUUUAUGAAAAACUCGUUGUCCAGAUCAUAUCCACCCGCAUUUGUAUGCAUCCUGCAAGAAACACAUCAGUACCAAUUAAAAUAUAGGGUGGUCUGUUUAUGUAACAACAAAUUAAAAUAACGUUGCAACGCUUACACUUUUAGGUUGGCAAGCAACACUCGUUCGAAGUAGGCGUAGUCGCAAUCUUCAACAGUCGGGACAAUGGCCGGUACAAUGUACUGAUCCUUUGCCAGCAACACUGCCGCCAGUUCACCUUCUUGUUCAACUGGCUCAUGCCUUUCAGUCCGCCCCCAUCAGAUGUAUCACUAACAACCAAAACAUUCGUGUUUGGACCCACCCCUAUUAUCUCCGCAUCCUCCGAAUCACCCACCUGCUAUCACCCACAAUAAAAGAGAUUCAUUAGCCCACACGUGUACUCAUAAAGGUCCUAUACACAGGGUCGUGGGCGCAAAACUCAACCUGACUAUCGCUUUCAUCGUUCUCGUUUUCAAUCUUUUCUUCACCUUUGCCCUCCUCCACACUCAUGAGAUCACCCUUCUCUUCACUCAUGGUCUCACCCUUCUCCUUUUCAAUCUUUUCCGUUUGCGGAGAAAACAGAAAUACUCACUCCAUCGUACAUGUGUACAAUCUAAUAUGUACACAUCGAGGAUUGCGCAAAUCAAACAAUACGAAACAAGCGAAUGAAUACCUUCUCCUCUGUCACAUUGUCCUCAACCAAAACCUAACAGACGAAACAUCAAACACCUCCGUAGGGGUCCCCUAAUACAAUAGUUAACCACCAUCAAUAACAGUGCCCUACAUAGAUCAUCGGAUAGGACCCACUCAUACAAUAGUUAACAGCCAAAGCAAUCACUUUACUACCUCUGAUUGCUUAUCACCAGCCUUGACUCCGGUCGCUGCCAACACUAUAGCAUCCAAAGCGGACAUAGCCUGAAAACCCCAUUCAUGACAUCAAAUCCAAUUCCAAAAAAGGAUUGAAACAACAAUCAAAAUGUUACAAGUUACUUACACUAGCAUCCAGCCCGUCGCCAGACCCUCCUUGCUCUCGGCUCCCACCACCAACGCUGCUAUCCUGCACAACAUCUCAAAAACAUGAGUGCCUAAUUCGUUUAAAAUGCACAAAAUCGCGUAACAAACCUCUUCCUCACUGUGCACAAAGAACGUUUGGCUGUGCACGGCCCGAUAUACAACUUUGUCCCCAGCCCCUGGUUCAACCCAUUGCAAAGGUACACCGUCGCCCGGUGGCAACCUAACUAACAAAGACGGCCUGUCCUCUGAUAUAGACCGAGAACUCUGUUCAGGUGUUUUAACGUCUCCUUCGCCCUCCGUGUCGCCGGCGCUAAUAACUGGAACAUCAUCCUCCGCACUCUCAUCCUCGUCCUCUGCCACCGGGCACCGUCUUACAGUCCAUUCCCUUCCCUGUAAGGUUCUCCUCUUGGUCCUACUCUUAAUACUCCCUUGUUUUUUGAUUGAGCCCUUACCCUUAACAAAGGUCUUCCAUUUCUCAAACUUCCUACCUUGUCUCUCAACCACGUUCUUGAGCUUCUGAACUUCUAACACCAGUUCUUGGACAUGCGCCUCCAUCCUCUUAUACUGCUGUGCAUCCACCAUAGCUCCACGUCUAAAAUAACCGCUUACACGUCUUUGUUUUAGAGCGGGUGCUUCCGUCACUCCGAUGUUUGCUGCGCCCUUCCGCUUCUUAGCAUUCACUUUCACACCGUGCUUGUAAAUUGGAUCACCUCCAUCGCCUCCGCCCCAAUCACCUUUGCUAAACGCAUACCCGAUUUUUAUCAUCCCAAGCAUGUUCUCCACCUUUUUGUCAUACUUCUCAUCAUCCCAGGCUGCCCACCUUUCGUCGUGGGUACCACUGAUCUCCAUCAUCGGCUGCACAACCAACUGAAACAACAGAAACGUAUAAGACCCAAUAAAUAUUAAAAUAUCUAUGCGUACAUACUACUUUACUAAUGUACAUAACUCUAAUGCAUUACAUGUACACUUUUUAUUUCAGUACAAGUGUACAUUAAAAUAUCUAUGCGUACAUACUACUUUACUAAUGUACAUAACUCUAAUGCAUUACAUGUACACUUUUUAUUUCAGUACAAGUGUACAUUAACUACUUACAUCUAAGAACAAGAAACAUGUACAUAAAAACUCCUUACCCCCGCCUCAUGCUCUGCUUUCCGCAAAUGAACCACAGUCAACCCUGCAUGCUGUGGCAACACUUGCCCUGGGAAAGUGAGCAAUGUCGUGCUAUCAUCGCCGCGUGCUUGUUUCAGCAACUGGGGGAUAAGUUCGAACGCCACCAACUGCAACGCCAGCGGAAAACCCAGAAUCCUAAGAGUCUUCUGCCUCAGCUUCUUACAGAAAUCUCCAUUUGGAUCCUCGCACUUACCCAUCACUUUAGGACCUGGCUUCAUCUUUCUAAUUGCUCAAGCAAACGACUCCCUACCCCACUGAAAAGCAAGGAAGUUCUUGAUAUUCUUCACAAGAUUAACAUGUCUCAGACUCGGCUUCUGUAUCUGAGAUGUAGGCACUAGCACCCCGUCUACAAUUAUUAUCAAACACAACCUCAACUUGCGCGAAACCGGCAUCCCCGAGUCGCCUAAAACCAUUGCCACAAGGUCUGCUAUUGUCGCAUCCCUGUCUGGCCCAAUCAACCUUUCCCAGUACGCAUAGUUCUCCUCCGUAGCCGGCAACUCGUAGUCGAUGCUGUACCCCUCUUCGAACUCGUCACAGGGCAACCCAGUAACCUCACCAAACUCCACCAAAGAGAAUCUGAAGGGGUUUCCACCAAACACCGGCCACAACUCAUAUUUCUUCUUCGUUAGCACCUGCCUUGUCAGCAUCCCGUGUAUCACUUUGCCCAUCAGCACCCUACGGACAGGAAACCUAAAUAGGGUUCCAAAGCAAGAUCUCAGGAGCAUCGCCAUCUCCUCGGUACCGUUUAGUGCGUCUCUAACGCACAGCAGAAAAUCUAUAGUAGAGUACAUGUUGAUUCUCUCGCAUGGGAAACGAUCCGUUGCUAAUAACCUUUCCGGUAGACCGGCCGGUACAACAUCUUCAUCGUCUGUUCCAAUCAAGAAAAAAAAACCACUCGAUUGAGACACAAAUCAACACAAACACUAAAUCAAACUAAGAGGGGGGGGGGGAAGCGCAUCACUAACCAACGGCAAUCUCUUUACCACGAAGACUCCGCCGUCGAGACAUCUUGUUUAUCGUCGCCGUAACUGCCCGUCGUUUUUUUGGCUGGCUAUCGCCGCUUCGGUUUCUCGCUCUCUUGUCUCGGUAAAAGCGAAGUUGAUAGUGAAUAAUUAUCCUUACAGAUCCGUCUAUAAUAUGCGUCCCUGGGCCCACUACAUCGAUUUUAAAUUUUGAAAUUUGAACAAUCGAACUAAGAAAAAAGAAAAGGAACGGGCUGGUUAGGAUUUUUUGAGGGCAAGUUGGGUCUUUUCACAUGAAAACUGCCCCAGUAGCGGCAAGUGCCUUUUUAUGACAUAGAAACACGUAAACUGCCCUAGAGUGAAAAUAACUCAAAAAAUUUGGACCUACUUUGGCAUGUUCACACGUAGGAUUCUACCACUGGAUCCUACGUGGUAGCCACUAUCUAUCGGUCCUCUUCUCUUAAGAUCUGACAAGUUGCUUUGGCAAAAGAAGCGAAAGAAAGAAGAGUAAAACCUAUCUUUUGAUCUCAUCGUUAAUCUAUUGGCGAUCAAAUCAUAACGUAAAUUAGGAGUAAAUCUAAAUUUCGAGAUAAACUCGAUUACACGUCUGAUAAAAUUGUCGAAAUAGAAUCUGAACUUUCUACGUUUUCUUUCAAAAGAUAUUUUUUAUCUUUGAUCGGCAAUGUAAGCUCAAGAAUAUUCAUAUAUUUGUGGUUGAUGAUCUGGAAUAUUGCAAAUACACGUAUUGCAAACCAGUGAUAGUAGUCCAGUGGCGCUUGAGAGAAUACACCCAAUACGGCGAAUCAUGGUUUGAACUCUGCUAGUCACACAAAUAUGGGCUAUUACUUUCGCCUCAUUUAAAUGUCCAGGAGAAGGUCUAUUCGUGGAUUGUAUCUGCAUCCGAGAGUUAGGUCUGUAUUUUUAAUACUCGGGUUUAACCUUUUUAUUGAAAAAAAAUACACGUAUUGCGCACACACACAAAAGAACAAUUGAAACUAGAAAGGCGUUAGGCGUACCCAAGAUAACUCUUACACCUUAAAUAGCGCAUAAAUUUUCCAAACUUCUCAACCAUUCACUUUAGGUUUAUAAGAAAAUAUUAUAAAUUUAAGUAUUAUAAAUAGUUGUGUAGCGAAUAUUUCUUGUGACAUGGAUUUUGUGGUACCAAACAUAGAUAGUUAGAGCAUCUCCAGUGAUGUUACCACCAUUAGAGUCUAUAGCAUUAUUAAAUUAUUUUUUUUCGAUUUUUUUUUGUUUGAACAGUUAAGAACUCUAAUCAAAAUUGUAUGUCUAAUGGCGUUUUCUAAUUUGGAGUUCUUAGGAAUUAAAAAUAUUAAAUUUUAAAACAUGUAAAAUUAAAUUUUUUAUUUAUUACAUGAUUAAAUAUAAAGAUACAAUAAAAAAUAAAGAUAAAAUAUUAGAUUUUAAAAUUUUGGUGAAUGUUAAAUAGAUUUAACUCCAUUAAAUUUUUUAUUUAUUACAUGAUUAAAUAUAAAGAUACAUCAUUAAAUAUACAAUAUUUAACGACAAUUGACUAGAACUAUACAAAUCUUUUUUUUAUUACUGCCAUUUUUUUAUACCUAGCGUGUCCUUUCUUUAUGUUAUGAGAAAAAAACGUAUUUACAAGAAUGCCAUUACUUUUUAGUGCCACAUAAGCAAAAAUCCGGCGCCACGUAGGAAUUUGGUUCCAUGUUUUCAUUAAGUCAGCCGUAAAGCGCUAUAUACGUCGUUGCGGCUGAAUUAAACAACGCGGCUGACUUAAGAGAAAACAGCUGACAGUUGUUAGUUACAGCUGAUUUACAGAAAUCUGGCUGAUUUAUGAGAUAACGGCUGACUUACGUACACGCGUUAUGGCUGACUUACACAUUGGGGGUUUGAUUUAUGGAAAAUUCGGCUGAGUUAUAGUUAGGACAUGGCUGAGUUAUGUUUCCACGGCUGAGUUAUUGAACAUCGACUGGCUGAGUUAUUGAAUUUAUGACCGACUUAUGGGAUGUUGUUACGGCUGAGUUAUAUUUAAUCAGCCAUAAUUAGAUGGAUUAACAGUAAACUCAGCUUAUUUACGGCUGACUUAUUAGCGAAAGAUUAAUUACUAGAAUAUCAUUCGUUUGACGGCUGAUAUAUUUGACGAUACGGCUGACUUAUGAUUUUGCAUCCUAAUUACGACUGAUUUAUUAGCAAAGGAUUAAUUACUGAAAUAGUUCCACGUUUCGGCUGACUUACAUUCUACAUGAUGGCUAAUUUAUUUAGGAUGAGUUCUAUAUUCGUUUGGCGGCUGACUAACUGAUUUUCCAUGUCAUCCGCCAUGUCAUCAACUCAGAUUUGCCAUGUCAUCACUAGUCUAAUGUUACAACAGUAAAAUAAGGGUCUAUGUUAUCUUUAUUCUUCAUCUUUUAUAUCUAUCUUCUUCAUCUUUCUCUGAGAUCUAUAGUUUAGGGUUUGAAGUUCAAAUUUACGAAAAGAUUAAAGUUUUAAUAUUGUGUCCAAAGGAUAAACUUUAUAAUUUUAUAACUUUAUACUUCUAUAGUUUAGGGUUUGAGGUUCAAAUUUAAGAAAAGAUUAAAGUUUUAUAUUGUGUUCAGAGUUGAAGGAAUGAUUUUGUUCCCGCCCAAAACUUUUUGUUCCCGCCCAAAAUCUGAAACGCCACGAAAAAAAUUACACUUGAUGGCUGAGUUAUAGGAACAUUACAGUGAUGAUCGGUCACCGUAAAUUUCAGACAGAUUUACUACAAUCGUCGUCGUUUUCGAUUAUGAUCUGGUAAAGAAGAAGCUUCCCCUCCUCCAGUUUCAUAUAUGGCGGUCCUAUAUCCUGCUGCUCCCUCUCUCAUUGGAUUCGUCGUCUUGCAGAAGAAAAAAGACUCAAAGAGAGAGAUGAAGAAGUUAAGCCCCGUAAAUUGUAAGAAAAGAGGAGAUUUGAACAAAAAAAAUAAGAAGAUGAAAGAAGACAAAGAAGAUGAUGAAUUUCAAAGCUGAGUUUAUAUGUUCGAUGACUCAGAUGGUGCGUCAUCUGAAUAUGAUAACUUUAGUUCAUACAUUAAGUCUCCAACACAUACAUUCGGGCUGAAUUAUCCUUACAUUACGGCCGAGUUAUUCAUACAUUACGGCUGAGUUUAUAAUUUUUAUAACUUUAUAGUAUUAGGGCUUGAAGUUCAAAUUUAAGAAAAGAUUAAAGUUUUAAUAUUGUUUUCAAAUGAUUAACUUUAUAAUUUUUAUAACUUUAUAAUUUUAUAGUUUAGGGUUUGAGGUUCAAGUUUUAGAAAAUAUUAAAGUUUUAAUAUUGUGUUCAGAGUAGAAGGAAUGAGUUUGUUCCCGCCAAAAUAUUUUGUUCCCGUCCAAAAUACGAAACGUCGCAAAACAAAUUACACUUGACGGCUGAGUUUUAGGAAUGUUACAGCUGGCUUUUACCAUUCAGAUACGUUACGGCUAAGUUAUGCAUACUUUACAGUUGAGUUAUGCAUACAUUGCGGCUAUGUUAUAAUCAAAUUAUGGCUGAGUUAUGCAUACGUUACGACUGAGUUUAUAAUUUUAUAACUUUAUAGUUAUAUAGUUUUGGGUUUGAGGUUCAAAUUUAAGAAAAGAUUAAAGUUUUAAUAUUGUGUUCAAAAGAUAAAUUUUAUAAUUUUUAUAACUUUAUAGUUCUAUAGUUUAGGGUUUGAGGUUCAAACUUAAGAAAAUAUUAAAGUUUAAAUAUUGUGUUCAGAGAUGAAGGAAUGAUAUUUUCCCGCCCAAAAUAUUUUUUCCCGCCCAAAAUACGAAACGUCGCGAAACAUAUUACUCUUAACGGCUGAGUUAUAGGAAUGUUACGGCUGAAUUUUACCAUUCAAAUAUGUUACGGCUGACUUAUACCAUUCAGAUACGUUACGGCUGAGUUAUGCAUACUUUACAGCUGAGUUACGCAUAGGUUACGACUGAGUUUAUAAUUUUUAUAACUUUAUAGUUCUAUAGUUUUGGGUUGAGGUUCAAAUUUAAGAAAAGAUUAAAAUUUUAAUAUUGUAUUUAAAAGAUAAACUUUAUAAUUUUUAUAACUUUAUAGUUCUAUAGUUUAGGGUUUGAGGUUCAAAUUUAAGAAAAUAUUAAAGUUUAAAUAUUAUGUUCAGAGUUGAAGGAAUGAUUUUUUUCCGCCCAAAAUACGAAACGUCGUGAAACAUAUUACAUUUAACGGCUGAGUUAUAGGAACGUUACGGCUGAGUUAUGUAUACUUACAGCUGAGUUAUGCAUACUUUAUGGCUGAGUUUAAUUAUAAACCAACCCUAAUCUAAAACCUAAAAACAAAAAAGCUUGCAGCCGUGUUGACAAAAUCUAAACCUAACUAAACUACCGUGUGUUUUUCCCAUAUCACGAGAGCCGGGAGGUCAUUAUUGUCUUCUUCCUUCGCCACCGCAGUCCCGUUACCAUGAGAGCUCCAACGUCUUCAAGCCACACAACGGUUUUGUUAUCUCCUCCACCAUCAAGCUCCUCUGCCUUAUCCACCUUCUAGUAACAAGAACGAAUUCAAAACACAGAGAAAGAGCGAGAGAGAUUGAAAGAGAGAGAGGUGACAGGUGUGGUGACAAGCGGUGGUAGUGGCGACUACGGUGAAGAUGGAGACCGGCAAAAAUGGGUCUGAGAAACUGAAACAAGGACGACGUUGGCAAGUAUAGAUGGCGACGAGCUCAAUAUCCGUGAUGAUGGCGAAGACCAGUCUUCUUCGACACUUUCUCUUCUUCGCCGACAAUCUUCUUUUCUUCUUUGACGUUUCUUCUUUGCUCACUUCUAAGAUUUACAAACCAAAUAUACUAAGGCAUAAGAAAUGAAUGAUAAUGUAUGAAUCUCUCUUGUUUAGAAGACAGAAAGUGAAAGAGAUGAAGAAGAUCUGGAACUGUAAAGAACUCCAGAUAGAAAGAGAAGAGGAGAAGGAGUCGUCAAAUAGAAGAGAGAAAGUGAAGAAAAAAAUGCAUUUUAAACCAUUAGAUCAAAACUAAUCAAUGGUCAAGAAUUGUAAUCCUUGUACUAAAAAAUCUAACCAAUGAGAAAGAAGUUAGAAGAUAACCACUAGAUGGAUUUGUAGCCCUUAGAUUAAAACAAUCAAUGAUUAAUGUUUUAAUUUUGAUGGUUAAAAUUAUAUUUUAUAUUAAAGUGUAUUUUUGAUAAAUCUUUAUAUUUUAAAACUUGUAUUUUAUGAUUAUAUGUUGAUUUUUUGAUGUGCGGUUUAAAUAUGAAGUUUUAAGUUUAGGGUAUAUAACCGAGUAAGUUUAGGGUUGGGUAUAUAGUGUUUUGGGUUUCGAUUUAAGAUUUAAGAUUAUAUUUUUAAAUAAAAAAAAUAUUAGAGUUUUAACAUUUGUAGUUAGAAUUUAUGGUAGAUGAUUAAUUAAUUUUUUUAAAAAGUUUGAAGUUUAAUGUUUUAUGGUAUAGGUCAAAGUAUGUGGUUCAGGGUUUAGGGUUAAAGGUUCGAAAUAUAUAUGGUUUGAGAUCAUGGUUUGAAAAUAUUUAACUUUAUAAUUUUAUUUUUAAUAUUUGUAGUUUAAAUUUUAAAACGUUAUAGAAUAUUAUAAUUUUAUAUCAAAAAUAUUGAACCCUUAGACUAAAAUCAAUCAAUGGUCAUGAAAAAAGUAAUAUAAUUUGUAAUUUUAGUUCUUUUUAUUUUUUUUUUAAAUUGCUUAAAUUUAUAAAAUGUAGUUAUGGGUUUAAAUCAAAAUUUAAAAUGGAACUUUAAAUUAAAGAUUACUUUUUUUAAAUGAUUAAAAUUUGAGUUUAACUCUAAACAAUAAACCUAAACUUUAGACCUAAACCUUAAACUUUAAAUAAUAAUAAAAAUAUUGGAUUUAAUGUUCAAAGAUAAACUUUAAAUUUUUAUAACUUUAUACAUCUAUAGUUUAUGGUUUGAGGUUUAUAUUUAAGAAAAGAUUAAAGUUAGAGUCUUGUAAGUAAGAAUUGUAUAAGUGAUUGUAAGAGAACAUAUAUCUCAAGAUCAAGUUAAAGUCUCAACUUGAAAUUCAAGAAACUAUGCACAUUCAAUUGAUUUAUAUUCACUUGAUAUUGAUAAGAUGAUCUUCAAUAUAACUUUUUAAAGUACUUGAAUUCAGUUGUCCGAUUUUAGGGUAUGUUUGAGGUAUUGCUGAUUUAUAUAAACGAUACGGCUGAGUUAUCUAAACGAUACGGCUGAGUUAUCUAAACAUUUUCUGAUUUUAGGGUAUGUUUGAGGUAUGGCUGAGACACGGCUGUGAUAUAUAAACGACACAGCUGAAUAGUGUAAACAUAGCAUAAAUCAAACACACAAUAGAUGGGUGAGUAAUGUUUUUUACAUAGAAAACCAAAAAUAUAUGUUUUCUGCACCAUUCUGGUAUUCAUCCAUGUAUCCAAGCUUCAAUGAACUCCUCUGUGUCGUCUCUGCUGAAUCCGUCACUUCUUUUUGUCUCCUUUAUUUUUUUUUGUUCAAAUUUCUCUUUCACUCAGAUCUGAAAAAAAAAAAUAGAUUAUCCAUAUAUGGGUAUGAAAUCACAAACAAACUUAAUUAAAUACAUCCCACAAUUAUCGAUCUGGGUGUUUUUUUGGAAUGUAUUUGUCUUUUCUCCUCGGAAUGCACACUUCUUAUAACAAGGUUUUCGGAAAUUGGCGAGAAGUAACUCAGCCAAAAAUGUAUAUAUAAACCAGCCGUAAAAGAAAAGUUCAACCACAACAUAAAUUAAAACUCACAAACUCGAAAAACGCAGCAGAGAGGAUUUCGGGCGAUUGCAGCAAAAAAUAUUUCGUAAAAAUGAUUGGAGAUAACGAUUUCGGAGAAGACAAUAUCGGAGAAGACAAGACAAAGAAUUAGUUCGAGGAAGAGGCAGUAAACACAAUGUCGAUGACGAUUUCAGAGAAGAUGUGGUUAGGGUUCCUUUGUUCUUCGACGAAGUUGUGCUGUGGUAUUGUGUUUUUUUUUCAACGUUAUGUAAUUAAAGAGAUGGUUGAUUGUUCUCUAUUGAUUAUGUGGAUACUUAAUUAGAUAUGUGGAUUUAAUGUUUAAAAAUAAUUUCAAUUAAAAAAAACUAAUCAAAGGCCCUUAUUGUCAUUUACUAGGGGUAUCAAAACAUUCUAGUAAUUUUCAAAAGAUGUAUAACAUUCUAGUAAUAACCCAACUUUUCUAUAACAUUCUAGUUAUUUUCUCUUGAUUUUUUUGGUCUGGUAACUACUAAAUUGAUGUCAUUCUUUUCUGCUUUUUCAAAUUUUUAUUGUUUUAAAUUAUUUUAUUUUUAAUUAUGUGGCAAUAUAUUAUUGGUUGAGUGACUUGUGAUUUAGUAUAUAAAGGAUUGUAUUCAUAAUAACCUAGGAUUUUGUGAUAAGGACUUAUGAUAAACCUCCAUUGCGGAUGCUCUUAGCGUAACAAAGAUCAUAAACACGGUGCUUCUAACAUAUUUUUUUUAUAUGAAGUCAAUUAUAAACACAAACUUGUGGGAAUAUGAACUAUAACAAAAUUUCCAUUGGGUCCUCUUAGAAAUUUGUAGCUAAUUGUAUUUACUAUUUAAAUUAAGUUUUGGUAUAAAAAUGUAGUUUAUAGUCCCUUAUCAUUUGAUAUUGUUAUCUAGUCCAGAUUAGCCAUAUAAUCAUAUUAGUAUGAAAACUGACAACCUAAUAUAUAUUGCCAUGGACAAUAGUUAAUCUCCAAGAUCAUGGUGAUAUAGUGGCCACUUAAACAUACAGUCAUACACGACAUAUUUGGAUAUCAUUUAAAAUUCAAUGAAGCUAGUUGACUUUUGUUAAUGUCAACUCUUCCUCCACCAUCAGAGGUCAAGAUAACAUCAAAUUAUUAUUUUUGGUCUAAAAUAACAUCAAAUUAUGACUACACCUAUUUCUUUGUUGACCUCUUGUCCAAUAAUACAAACCAAUUCUUUGAACAUAUAUAUAUAUAUAUAUAUAUUAUAAAGGGUUAGUUAGCACUUAAUUAGUCUGUAUAGUGAUUAAUUAAAUAUGUAUUCAACGUAAAGUGAUCAUCUUUAUAAUUCAUGCAUUUUAUAUAUGAUUUAUAUGAAAUUAGUACUUAGUAUGGUAUGCAAAACGUAAGGAUUUUGCGACACCCGUCACCUAUGUGGAGGACAUCGUGUCAUUCCCGACACGUCAUCAUACAACAAUGUGACACCCGUCUCCCUUUCACUAAGGAUAACAGGUCACCAACAAUAUCCCGUAAUAUAAAAGCUCAUAAACCCAAUAACACUUACCCAAGCCCUAAUAAAAUCCGAAAGAAAAGUCCAGUAGCAUCAAGUCCAUCCAAAUAUUACAUAAUUGUUUGUCUCACCUGAAAAGGGGAAGAGUGAGGGGUGAGCGACAUAGGAAUCGUUCAGUGAGGUAUGAGAUUCCAUCCCGAAGUCCUUGGACCCGGACAUAGCACUCCGAAUAAAUAUAAAUUAAUUCUAACACAUGUCAAACACGAUACCUAAAGUACCCAAACAACAAACAAUGGUCCUAGCGAGGUGCACACUCGCUGCCCACUAACAUGCCAAAAACAUAACACAGCUCGAGAUAGUGCUCAGACACCGCCCGUAGACGAUAUAUCGACACUCCCAGGCUACAGCUCAACCGGUCGACUAAAGUUGGCUGCACCUCCAUACAAUCCGGCAUACAACAGUCUCUUUAUCCGUCUCCAAACAAAAACAAUCCUAGCUAAGAAUUUAGAUUAAGUGAAACAAUCAAUGUUUAAUCCUCUAAUCCUCUAGUUCCGGUUUAAGCAAAGAACCUAAAAACUAAACAAGCAAUGACAGAAUCAAUUUCACACUGACGGAACAUAUUAUAAAUAAAUUAUACUUAUUCUAGGUCCUAAGCCGUGUACGAGAAGUUCGAGAAUAGACCCUCACCUUAGCAAUUAGAAGAAGUAAUGUCUAUGAACUCCAGCUGCUUAAAUAGAAUCCAUAUCUGAAAUCAGAUCGAAAUUCUGAGUCAGAAAGCCUUUCGAACGGUUAAAAACGGAACUGGUCAAGGUUUGCAGAAAAGUCAACCCGCUGGUCAAAAUCAACCCGUCUAAGCUUUGACCAGAAAUCGAUUUGACUAAACCGACCGGUUUACUCUAACCAAACCAAAAUUAAUGCACGGCGACGAUUUCUGGUAGAGACGGAAGACGGCGGCGACGAUUUCUGGAAGAGGCUUCGUCUGAGCUUCGAUUGUGGCAUGGACGGUGUCUACGGCUUCGUCUCGAUGAGAGGAACACGAUGGUGGUCUUGCAUGCGAGAGAUUCUUAACGGUUAGAGAGUUAUCGACGAAUUACAGAAACAGCCGAAACUUGGCUCAAAUGCAUGGCGGCGUCCGGCGAUUCCUUACUGCCGCGAACGGUGGGAACGAGCUCGACGAGGUCUCAAGGCGUGGUGGCUCCGGUGGCAAAUCAGGUGGCUCCAUUGAAAAGGUUUCCCCCCACUCUCUCUCUCUUUCUCUGUCUAAACUUCUGAUUUAUUUUCCUUGCAGACAAACAAACUGCUGGAGCUGGGGAAAUGGGUUUUAUAGUUCAUACAUUGGGCUUUUUCGAUUGGGCCUCCGGGAAUAGAUGGGCUUAGCCGGCUAACAAAUUUCAAGAUUGAAAUCAGGUCGUUACAGAUUUAUUCUUUAAUCCUUGAACAUGUGGUUGUAUGGAUUAUUUAUUUAGUAUAUGUUUCCCUUGAUUAUAUGUACAAUGGAUUAUUAUAUAGUGUUUUUUUUUUUUGAAAAAAGGCUUUCUAUUAUAAAACAUAAAAAAGAUACAAAAAGUUUCAGCCUAGUUAGGCAGUUUUGUGGGCAUUGCCCAUUAAUACAAACCCAUAACCUAUAGUUUUACGUAACUUAACCACAAUUUUGAAGCCCGAAUUAACAUGCCCAAGUAAUAAGAAGAUGGAUUGGUGAUGACACCGUCGUGGAAAUCCUUGAUGCCACAAUUAUAAUAAGGAGAAGGCUAGUCGCGGGGAGGUGGGUCUGAUCGAAGCAAUCUUAGACUUGAUGUAGGAGGCCAUAGCGUUUGAGAUGGAAUCAGGAGGCCGAAAGGUGUUCUUAUGAAGCCGAGCAUUUCGUUCUGACCAGAGGUGGUAGAUAGUGCUUUGCCACACAAAGAUGGGAAGGAGCUUUGCAUGCCUCGGGCCUGAUAGAAGGAUUAGUGCGGUGAGGGUCUGAUCCCAAGAUGAGGAAGCGGUUACUCCUGAUCGGUUUCCCAUAGUAUGCCAAACUUGCGAGGAGUAAGCAUAUUAAAAAAACAGGUGGUUUCGGCUCUCAUCAAAGGAGUUGCAAAGGAGACAUGUAAAAGGAGAGCUGAGGCCCCAAGACAGAAUGCGAUCUCUAGUCGGGCAUCGAUUGAUGAGGACAAGCCACGCUAAGAAGCUAUGCUUAGGGGUUCCUCUUGAGCACCAUACUGUCUUGCUCCAAUCUACAACCGGAUUGUGAUGUUUGAUUGUUUUAUAGACGGCUCCAGUACUGAAGGUAGUUGAUUUGUACCCAGUCACUUCCCACAUAUAUUGGUCCUCUGCUUCAGUAAGCGUUAUAGUUGAGAGGAAAACCUGAAUUUGAACUUUCUUCUCUGAUCUAGCUGCAGGGAGCAACCAGUUUCCAUGAUCACUAAGACUGGCGAGAGUAGCAUUCCUUGGGAUUCCAAGCCGGGAUGUUGGAGGGAGAUUCAGAAAGUCAGAGAGGCAACCGUAGGGACUCCAGUUAUCGCUCCAUAAACUACAGGUUCGACCAUUCCCUGUAUCAAGACAAAUCCAAGAAUACACAAUUGGCCUUAAGCGAAAAAGUCUUUUGACUAACCAAGUGUGGUUGUUGUUUUCCCUGAUGGUCAAGAAGUUUUAUAAGUUGCCCGAUAACACAGUGCCGAGCUUAGUGGUACCAAUUUGAGGAAGCAAUGAUCUGCCAAGAGUAGAACCUCCACGAGGUUCUCAACUCUAUCUCACACACUUGCUAGUUACCUAACACUCUACUAAUCUCAAUUCCUAAGGAAAAUACUUGGCUCUAGAAUCCAAGUAAUAUUCUUUGGCCAAACACGUACUCAUGACUGACUCACUAAGAUUCUAACACAUAACCAAAUAACUUAAUUCUAACAACUCAACCAGUUAGUCACUCCCUUACCAAGAGCUGAAUAACCUCAAUCAACAACAUUAAUUAAACGAGCAAGCAUUAAACUAGUCUAACAAGCAAUCUACGUAAUCAAACCGUUACCCAGAUAGUUGGCCUCCUACUAUGAAACUAUCUUUAAAGAUAACGGGUACCUGCACUCAACCAUAUCAACACACAAUAAUAGAAAACCUGAUGCAUCCUAGCUCUAGUCCUAGUCAGGUUAUUAACUCAGUCUUAAUUCCAUUUCAUCUUAGCUUAGCUCUUGCUAAACUGAGUCCGGUUCAAUAAAUAAAAUAACUCUAAGGACUCUAUCACCCAGUAACGUGAUCAUUCUAAUAUAUAUGCAGACUUGAUCUAUCCUAAAUUCCAGGUGGAAUUUAAACAAACCAACUCACAGUGUUCUAUGACGAUAAGCUGCUGGUUGAUCGGAGAGGACUUAGCCAAAACCCAAUGGACGACUUGAAUGGACAGGUCUGGACUGAUCUUAAAUUGGACAGAACCUCCCCUGAUACUGGUAUGGACUGAACUCAACUCGAGUAUCAUCUUCUUUAGCUUCUGGACAGUUCUUCGGACUUUCGGUGGAGUAUCGAGCUUCAGAACUACGACUGAACUGAACCCAUGGAACUAAACUGAUCUUGGACAGCACCUCCACUUGAUCAUUAAAGAAUAAGACUUUCUUGGACGGAUUGAUUUGGGCAGAACUUCCGCGUAACAAUCGUAGAAAAUCUUCGAUUUGACAGAACUCGGCUUCUCAGUGAAAUAUCGGUCUUCAAAAAAGACUAUACUCUCAAAAUGACUUCUUUCUUUUAUUUUCUCUCUCUCUAGCCACGUUUUGGAGUGAUUUUGGUAUGAGAAGGAUGAAUGAAACUGAAGGGAGGAUGCUGGUAUUUAUAGAACGCUUUGACCAAUAAUAUAUCACCACCCGAGCGACUAUGUGUCAGCCCGCAUGCUUCCAUUCGCAUGCGAGGCGACACAUGCUGCACACAUGUCGUGAGGCAUGUAUCACACACAUGCAAGAGGACACCACUCACGUCCAGAUGGCUUGCUACAUGGCUGGAGGGCAUGCAUCGUGACACACCACAUGCUACAUGUCGAUCAGCAUGCUUUGGUUACAUGCGCGGCGACACCUUGUGCUUCUACAUGUCAAGCUGCAUGUUCCAGCUUCAUGCAGGGUGACAUGUCGUGCUUUGGUUGACACUCAGCUUGCUAGACACUUGACACCACGUCCUGACUCCAUGCGUUGCGACACCUCGAGCUUCUCGAUUCAUUUGACUGAUUUCAGUCCCUCCGACAUAUUUUCUAUCUGCGAUCAAUCCCGAAUAUUUUUCUACUCCCAUUCUGAUGCCCUGAAUCAAUACAAUACUAAAAGGGGGAUAAUCUCAACUCUCAUCUAUGCCACAUCAUCAAAAAUAAUCCUCCAAUCAUAACUCUUUAUUUUCGGGUUGGGCUUCAAAUCACAAUUGAAUGGGCUUUGUUUCACUUCCGAGUUACGGGUCGCAUGUGUUUCGGUUUUGUCGUUGUUUUGGUUUUGUCUUUUAACUAAGCCUAGAUCUACGGAGACGAAGUCGCGAGUCUGCGAGUCUCUUCUCCUCAUCCCCAAUUCACUUCGUCUUCUCACAUUCAAACCGUAGCUUCUGAGUUUUUUCAUCCUAUUCUUCACAAUCAAUUUCGCAAUAAAUCUCUUCUUAGCGAAUCUAAGGAGAUGAGGAAGAGAAGCGCGAGAAAGAGGAGAGCCGAGGCAGGGCCACCACUGGUGCCCGAUCCGAGAGAGGAAAUUGGAGGCGAGGAGGUAGAUGUGGGGAUGCUUGGUCUUGGAUUCGUCGGCGCCGGAUUCGCCGGGAUAAGAGAGAUCGGCGUCGGAGUGAGGACGGCGGAAGGAGAGAGCGCGAUCGAGCAUCGUCAUCGCGUUGGCCCGUAAACCCAUUAACGAGACCUAAUCAGAGAGCGCACCACCAAACCGUCACGAGGAUCUCUAUCUCCUUCUCUGUUGCGCAGGAGACGAUCUCCAUCUCUAUUCGUCCUUUCCGAACCUGAGAAACGUGAACGGAGAUGGUACCUUUGUCAUUAUCUCAACAUAAUCUCUGGCCGCCGAAAUCUGUAUCUACGGUGUUUUGGGGUUACGCAACCGCCACAUCGAAACACGCCUGCGACCAUCUUCGCCGUCACCUCCGACUUGGCUUCCAUAUCCGCUCUUCCCUUCAGAUACUGCUGCAAGUCUAUGAUGCUGCACGAACGGAGUUCUCAAGAAGAGUCGUUGUAUUCAACAGGGCUAAGUUUCUUCACUCCAGAGAUGAUAUCAGAUCUUUGUUAUCUGUAUGUUUCUUUAGUGGAUGAGAGAGUAGGAUAGGUACUAGAGGUGAGGAGGGGUCAUCAUCAAACCAGGAGACAUCCAAGAGAAACACAGGCAGUGGACGGAGGUGGACCAAUGUCCUCCUUGCCAUUAACGUUAUGUAAUGUGUUUAGUUCUUCUCUCUGUUACAUGUAACAAUAGAUCAUGUCUUUUGGUUUGAGAUGUUGCAUUAGAUAAAUGCUUUAGGCUUAUGGGUUUCAUUCUUGUGUCAUGACAGAAUGUAUAUUGCACAAGUUGCAUCCAAUGGUAGAGUGCUGACAUGGGGAGCCAAGGUAUCAUAUUCAGAGACUUGAUUAAAUACAAGAGGGAAACAGUUUGAUAUCUGAAUAUCUCUGUUCCAUUUCUCUUAAGUCUAUCUCCAAUGAAAUUUUUUGGUUCUUACGAUAAGCCAACUCAUCUAAUAGCUUUUACAAAUAAAACGUUGUUUGUUCUCUUCUCACCGCUUGCUCGAAACAGGUAUGUUAAUUAUUUUUUUUUGUCCUGUGGAAUUUCAGGUCUUUGUUUUUUUUUUAAUAAGUUACAAUGUUUAGAUUAAGAGUUUUGAAUUUAAUGUGUUUGGUGGAAGCUCAGCGUUGGCUGCAACUCUUACUUGGGACAAUGAACUGUCUUGGACGCUGGAGAAUACUACUGAAGAACUUUAAGAGACUAUGCUUUAGGUAAACCUAGAACAAAUUCUGCUUUUAAGUUAUUGAAUGGUCUUUACACUAAAGAGAAUUUUGUUGUGUCAGGUUUCUUCUGUUGUUAUGAGGUUACGUAUAGGGACUCUCUAGAAUUAUAUGUUCUUAGCAAGAAUUAUGUUCCCACAAAAGGAUCGCAUUACACUGCUGUAAAGAAGGCUUUGGAGAUGAUUAAGCAAAAUAUUUCAUCUCUUAGUAAGGUAGUUUAGUGACCAGUGUCCGUCUCUAUUCUUGCACUGUUAUGAUUAGCUUAACUGAUGCGUUCUGUUAUUGUUUGACAGAGUGAAGGGCAUGAUGCUUAUCACUUCUCUCUGCAACUAACUGGUGCACCAGCCCUUAUCGGGAACAUGAUAUGUAUAUAAGUAGUCUCUUGGUGAAUUAUGUUUGAUUCACAUAUCUUGAAGAAAUUGUUGUUAAAGAUAUGUGCAUUUUGUUUGACAUACAUCUUUGUGCAAUCACCUGAGAGGAUUUUCCAAAGGAACCGGUUAGGCAUCUGCAGUGAAGCUUUGACUGCAACUAGGCCUCGAGCUGCUUCAACUGCGUGUGAUAUCGAGAUAUAGCGUGACUUACUAACCAGUCUAUAUGUGAGAAAAAACUGUGAAGAAGCUUGCAUUAUUGCAGCACCUAUAUUCUCAAUUGGCGGAGAAGCUGAGGAGAGAAGAUGACAAGUUUAACGUCAUCUUGGCUGCUCUGCAUCCAACUCCAGCUGUUUGUGUGCUUCCAGCAGAAGAAGCCAUACUUUUGAUCAAGCAAAUUGGUGAAAUAUUAGCUGUUUGUAACAUAUUUUUAUAAAUGCACUUCUCUACAACCAGAGCCAAACCGGUCAGAUUGUAAGCUUGCCUCAUCUCUGGGAAGAUGAGCUCAUGUCCUAAACUAAAGAAUCUUUCAUUAGGUUGCAGUAUCUGUAUCUGUUUUUUUUUUCAUCAUAUCCACCAUCAACUAACUUGAGUAUA
This is a messenger RNA of Brassica rapa (field mustard), 23831 nucleotides long. RefSeq lists its product as uncharacterized. The record is from RefSeq and is a predicted model, not a curated record. Lineage: Eukaryota; Viridiplantae; Streptophyta; Magnoliopsida; Brassicales; Brassicaceae.